AUGAGUUUCCACAGCCGGGCACUGACACGGCACAGGGGCAGCCUCGAGGAGUCGCCGCACAUCACCAGCGCGGCGAUUCUCUGCGACUCGAGGGCCGCGCUGCAGCAGCUGCUACUAGACGAGCGCGGGCCGCCCCUUGCACAGCGCCUCGCCUGCCGUCUGCACGCACUUCAGUCGAGCUGCGACCUACGCCUGCAGUGGAUACCAUCGCACGUCGGCGUCGCGGGGAACGAGACGGCGGACCAGCUGGCCAGACGCGCGCACAACCCAUCCACCGUGCUCACAGCUCGGGUGAGCUCACUCGACACAGCGCGCCUCCUCUUCAGACGGGAGCUGGUGCUUCGCCAUCCCGACGACCGAGUUGCAGAGGGGCGACCGCCGCGCCAUCUCCCGCAGACUGGAUUCACUAGGCGCGAGCGCGCCUUCCUUCUCGCCCUCAGGACCGGUUCUGUGUGGCCCGCCGAGCGGCGGCAUCGGCUGCGCGGAGCCCCCUCUCCCCUAUGCGGCGACUGCGGCGCGAUCGAGACACUGCAGCAUUUGAUAUGUGAGUGCCCCAACUUUUCGAUUGCGCGCGCUUCUCUCGCCCGUGUUUACCGUGGGCACGGACUGACGUGUGACACUGUGAACGCUGUCCUGCACCCCUCGGGCUGCCCCUCGCGACACAGGACGCUACUACGCGCUCUCCUGACUUUCGCCGAGGCCGUCGGCCUCGCCGACCGCCUCUAA
Messenger RNA from Dermacentor andersoni, 726 nucleotides. RefSeq lists its product as uncharacterized. Gene Ontology annotation, molecular function: nucleic acid binding. The record is from RefSeq and is a predicted model, not a curated record. Lineage: Eukaryota; Metazoa; Arthropoda; Arachnida; Ixodida; Ixodidae.